UUUAAGUUAAAGUACCUUUAUCAAGAAAUAACGUUUUUGAACUUGUUAACUAGCCUUUUAGUUACUAGAAAGAUCGUGGCAAUUUCAAUUGACAUCUAUAGAUUUUCGCGUCACAAUAGAACAAUGGACGUUUUUUAUAACGCUCCAAUCAUUGUAUUCAAAAAUCGAAAGCAGGUGUUAUGUUUACACUUAGUGCUUCGCGCUCAUUAUAAAUGGACCGGCUAUUAAUUCUAUUAAUUUUCCAUACAAUUAGUAUAGAGGGUCGUUUAUUCUGUGAGAAAUCGAAAAGUCCCCUGGAAGUUGGUAAAUGGAGUCACAAUUUGAAACACAUGGACUCUGCCGUGGUAGAGAACAGGCCAGUCGCAAUUAACGAAGGCCAAGUGUACGUUUACGAGAAUCAUUUUCCCGGCCAUCUCAUCGACUAUAUAAACGUGGACAACGUAGCAAUUAAAUCGUGUGGUGCCAGUGCAAUGAUCAAGAAAGGUGGCAUAGGGACAUCGAUGGUGCUGAUAAUAUUACACGCUGACACUAAUGAAGAAAUACGGUCCGUCAUUGACAUAUGGGGAACAAAGCAUUUUGACGUUACCACAUCAUCCACGCCUAAAGAUAACAACAUUAUGAACAAUUUGAAAUCAUUAUAUCUGUUUAAAAAAUUACGAGCAGUCAAUCAUAACAGUGGAUAUUAAUAAAACACCGAUUUUACGUA
Leptidea sinapis is the source of this 706-nucleotide messenger RNA. RefSeq lists its product as uncharacterized. NCBI's taxonomy places the organism in Eukaryota, Metazoa, Arthropoda, Insecta, Lepidoptera, Pieridae. The record is from RefSeq and is a predicted model, not a curated record. The coding region runs from base 213 to 686 and encodes 157 amino acids. The transcript has a single exon.